Molecule: messenger RNA, 693 nt
Organism: Argentina anserina (silverweed cinquefoil)
Lineage: Eukaryota; Viridiplantae; Streptophyta; Magnoliopsida; Rosales; Rosaceae
Exons: 4
Coding region: 1-453 (150 amino acids)
Source: RefSeq, a predicted model, not a curated record
AUGGCGCGCCUCCCAAAACGGACGGCAAAGACUAAGCAAACUCCACCGCCGGCGACCUUGGGCUUCGGAAUGAGUAAGAGGAAAGACCCAGUCUGGCAAUGCGUGGAGGGUUGCGGAGCUUGCUGCAAACUCGACAAGGGCCCCUCUUUCGCUACCCCUGAAGAAAUAUUCACCGACCCUGCUGAUGUCGAGCUCUACAGAAGUAUGGUGGGUUCGGAUGGGUGGUGUGUGCACUUUGAAAAAAGCACACGCAAGUGCUCCAUUUAUAAUGAGCGUCCGUAUUUUUGUCGCGUUGAAGCAGAAGUGUUUGACAAAUUGUAUGGGAUUAGCAGGAAGAAGUUCAAUACGGAAGCAUGCAGGAGUUGCAUGGACACCAUCAAGUCUGUUUAUGGUCCCUAUUCCAAGGAACUGGGUCACUACAAUAGCACAGUAACGAGCUCCAAUACUAGUUAACCCAUUGCAAUUUCCACUGCUUGGUUCAAUUAGAUUAGGUGAAGCUGCAAGGUUUUCAAAUGGUCGGUAACCCUUUCUGCAACAUUGUAAUCGGUAACCUCUUUGUUUGUGGAUUAUAAUCGGGGUGGAAGCUGUAGCGCCAUACAUUUUCAACAGCUGCUGCAGGCUUUAGAUUUGGGACAAGCAAUAGGCUGGUGAAGUUGGAGAUGAAAAACUAAGUAUUUCACCAUGUGCUUCUUU